Messenger RNA from Apaloderma vittatum (bar-tailed trogon), 8283 nucleotides. It is a transcript of the gene TRANK1, whose product is annotated as tetratricopeptide repeat and ankyrin repeat containing 1. NCBI's taxonomy places the organism in Eukaryota, Metazoa, Chordata, Aves, Trogoniformes, Trogonidae. Gene Ontology annotation, molecular function: protein binding; ATP binding. The annotation marks the transcript as partial. The record is from RefSeq and is a predicted model, not a curated record. The transcript has 19 exons.
AUCUCCGAGUUGCACGGGAGUGGUGAGGCCAUGCAUGAAGUGGUGGAGUUAGUCAAGUGGCUCAUUUCUAUUGGGGCGAAGGUUGAGACCAUUGGAGCACACCUGCUUCACGCUGUUAUCAGACUCUGUAUCAGAGCAAGAAAGAACCAUCUCUUCAGAUGGUUACUGACUCAGAGGCCACACUUGAAGGACAGGAUCAACCAGAAAGACAGAGAUGGAUACACCCUCCUGCAUGUUGUGGCAUCUUCCAGUGAAUAUUCCCAGAAAAGCAGCCAAACAGAAGAUGUGAUCAUGCUCCUGAAUUUUGGGGUUGAUCCCACUGUUCCAGAUGCACAGUCACGAUAUGUCAUAGACAUCCUGAAAAAGAACAAGAACUUUGAUGCUGUAAAAGCAGUCAGUAAUCACAUUGAGAAACACGCUUCCUCCAAGAACUGCACAGGUACUACACGAGCUCUGUGGCUGCAAGAAGCCGGGAGAGGGAGGGCCAAUAAAGAUUCUUUCCUGGGUGUUCUUGAACGGUUCGUCCAGUUCUACAAGCUUGAAAAUGGAGCACAUAAUAAAAAUGUAUUGAAGGAAGAUGCUGUUAAGCAAUUUCUGAAACUGCUCUCUUCUCUGAAAGAAAUCCCUGCAGGGGCAGUUUGCAACAUCUCCCAUUCCUGUGCUAACAGCUUUGUAAAACAGUUGCUGGAGAAGCAAAUGUGGCACGCGGUUUUACUGCUGCUCACGGGGAAAGCCAGCGGGGAAAACCCGUCAGGUGGAGGACUCUUCAAAACCUGCAGCCUUUCAGACAUUGACAUUGGCAAUGUUAUCCAGCGGUGCGACAGAUUGGAUGAGCAAGUGCACCUCAUAAGAUGCUUGAUUGAACGAGGAGCUCUGCCAGAUGGGCUUGGAACCAACUCUGAAACACCACUGCAAACGUGCCUCAGAAAGAAUUAUUUUGAUCUGGCUUAUUUGCUGCUGACCAAAGGUGCGGAUCCUCGAAACGUCUCCCUUGCACAAGGAGAUACUCCUUUGCACGCUGCAGUUUCCAUCUGUUUAAAUAACAGAGAUGAUACUGGUUUAAACAUCCUGAACUAUCUACUUGAUCUCUUCGCUUCAAAGCCUUCUGACUUUCCGUAUCUUAAUCCAAACACACAGGAUGAGAACGGCAAUACAGUGAUGCAUGUUGUUUUUCAGAGAGGAUUUUCAAGGCAGGCAAAGAGAAUAACAGAGUCACUGGCAAAAUUCGAUGUCAACUUCAAUAUAAAAAACAAAUUGGGAAGAGACGUGAGGCACAGAAUCAAAAAGAAAGACCCACUGCUAAUUGCUUGGAAUAACGCUGUGCUGGAGAGGAAAAAGUACUGGCAGGAUAUAGCAGGGCAGUCAGUUAAAACAGCGAAGCCCAUUCCAGCCUCUGCAAUUUCACCGCCAAAGAGCAAUUCGUCUGGGUCCUCAUUAAAGGCACCAUCUGGCAGCAUGGCACGGAAUGAUUUAAAAAAACCCUGUUCUGUAAAGAUGAAAAAAGAUCAGUUGGCAAAGCAGGAAACAGAAAGUGUAAAUAGCCCCUUAACACUACGGGAAAGUCUGGUGCAAGCAAUCACAGUUUUAAUUCAGCAAUUGAAACUGGGUGAUGUCCUGAGAAAGGAUCAUCCUCCAGUACAAAACCCAUUGUCAGCCCAGACUAAUGUGGAAGAGCGAAGGAGUGAGUCCUUGCAACCUUGUGGAAGUGUAGCUUACCCCAAAGGGAAAAGGGAUGAUUGGGAGAAAAAGGAGGAAUUUCGUGUGGCCCUGCCUAGUGGAGAGAAGGAAGAAUCAGAGGAGAAGAUUCUGGAUAUUGAGGCAUACGUGCAGGAGUUCGAUAACAUGACCUGGGAAAUAGAAUGCACUCCUGAAGCGCUGAAGACCUUGGGCAGCAAAGCUGUGCCUCAUUACCUGAAAACGAAAACUAUAAUGACGAUUAAGCAGCUUGGCAAUGGGGAGUGGACUAGGGGUCUUCAGAAGCCGCUGAAGCAUUUGAAAGCUGAUAUCCAGCUGUACGAAGCCAAGCUGGGCAAAGGUGCAAGGAUGCUGUGGGAGCUUGCGAUUGACUUUUCUCCUCGUUGCAGCGAGAGUGCAGAAAAGAUCAUGGAGACAGAACAGACAAAAAGCCUUCCAGAAAAAUCAGGUAGAGUUUACACAGAAAUGAUCAGAAUUUGGGCCAUUGUUCUCGACCACUGCAAGCUGAACCGUGUCUUAGAGAACAUAUGUGUUUCCUACAAUCGUGGUUUAUCCUGCAUCUUGAGGAAAAAGCUCAAGGGCAUAAGCGAAGGACAUCAGAACCACAAUGUGACAACACAGAAGCGCGUUCCGCGUUGCUACAUUGAAGACUCGGAAGCAGAAAAAUCUAAAGAACACACUAUACCCGAGUAUUUCCCUCCAGCCAGUGCAGCAGAAUUGGAAUACAACAUAAUGAAAUUUCACAGCUUCAGUACCAACAUGGCACUCAACAUUAUAAACGAUGUACAUUCCUCUGCUGAAUACCCUUUCCGAGUUGGGGAGCUGGAGUAUGCCGUGAUCAAUCUUAAUCCGAAGCCAAUGGAGCCUAUCAUUUUAAUUGGGCGAAGCGGAACGGGGAAGACAACUUGCUGCUUAUAUAGGCUUUGGAAGAAAUUUUACUCGUACUGGGAAAAAUCCACCCUGGCAAAUGGUCCUCUGCUGGAGAGGCAAACGUGGCAGCAAAGACAGUGCAGUGAGACUGAAAAAGCCAGGUUAGAGGAGGAAGAGUGUGAACUAAAUCAGGACAGUGAUGAUUCAAGUGAGGAGCAGAUGAGUGAUGAGCAAGACCAGGACAAUGAGGAUGCAAAGAGCACAGCUAGUGCUGAAGUGAAUUCAUGUGAUGACCACGAAGACAACCAAACAUGUGGUGCAGAAGCAUUGAACAGGCUGGAGCACCUGCACCAGAUCUUUGUGACAAAAAAUCCUGUCUUGUGCAAAGAAGUUCAGAAGAAUUUUAUUGAGCUUAGCAAGUCCUCCAAGGUAACCAGUCACUUCAAGCCUCUGGAGCCAAAUGUUCACAAGCUACAAGACAUUAAAGAUGAAAACUUCCCGCUGUUUGUCACCUCCAAGCAGUUGUUGCUGUUACUGGAUGCCUCCAUGCCUGACCCAUUUUUUCCAAGAAAUGAGGAUGGGAGCCUUAAGAGAGUCAUUGUUGGUUGGAGUCCUCAGGAAGACUUGGUUAUACCGAAUUGGCAAGAUGAGGAUGAAGAAGGUAAUGUUGAAGCAGAACAAGGUGACGAUGAAGGAGCUGCAGAUACGUACUCUAGGGAAAGCGAUCCUCGGACUUUUGUGACUUACGAUAUAUUUGCAAAUGAAAUGUGGCCAAAAAUGAUAAAAGGUAAAAGUGUGUACAAUCCAGCGCUGGUCUGGAAGGAAAUAAAAUCAUUUCUGAAGGGCUCUUUUGAGGCACUGAGUUGCUUUGGGGGCAGACUCACUGAGGAGGAGUACAAAAAGCUAGGCCGAAAGAGAUCACCAAACUUCACUGAAGACAGGAGCGAAAUCUACCACCUCUUUUGCCUCUAUCAGCAGAUGCGAUCACAGAGAGGUUACUUUGAUGAAGAAGAUCUGCUGUAUAAUUUAUCUCGAAGGCUCUCAAAGCUCAGGGAGCUGCCGUGGUCCAUCCACGAGUUUUAUGGUGAUGAGAUACAGGAUUUCACCCAAGCCGAGCUGGCACUGUUGAUGAAGUGCGUCAAUGACCCUAAUGCCAUGUUUCUGACUGGAGACACGGCCCAGAGCAUCAUGAAAGGAGUUGCUUUUCGUUUCAGUGAUCUGAGGUCACUGUUUCAUUAUGCGAGCAAGAACUCCAUCAACAAGAAGCAGCGUGUUAGAAAACCAAAAAGGAUCUAUCAGCUGUACCAGAACUACAGGUCUCAUUCAGGUAUUCUCCAUUUAGCAUCCGGAGUGGUUGAUUUGCUUCAGCAUUAUUUCCCAGAAUCUUUUGAUCGGCUUCCUAAGGACUGUGGUCUCUUUGAUGGACCAAAACCUACGGUCUUGGAGUCCUGCAGUGUUAGUGACCUAGCAAUUCUGUUGAGGGGCAAUAAAAGGAAAACGCAACCCAUUGAAUUUGGAGCACAUCAGGUGGUAUUAGUGGCAAAUGAAACUGCAAAGGAGAAGAUACCAGAAGAACUUAGUUUAGCACUUGUACUGACAAUUUAUGAAGCGAAGGGCUUAGAAUUUGAUGAUGUGCUCCUUUACAACUUCUUCACCGAUUCAGAGGCUAGCAAAGAAUGGAAGAUCAUUUCUUCUUAUGCUCCUGAUUCAGAUGUGCAAGUAGGAAGCAAAUUGCUGAUCGAAAUGCCUUUAGAUGAUGCCAUUGGUACGCAGAAAAGAACUCCCUUUAACAAAGAAAUGUACAAGAUGCUGAAUGGAGAACUAAAGCAAUUGUAUACAGCCGUUACAAGAGCCAGAGUCAAUCUUUGGAUCUUUGAUGAAGACAGUGAUAAACGGGCUCCAGCUUUUAAGUAUUUCAUCAAAAGAGGAUUUGUUCAGGUUGUCAAAGCGGAUGAAAAGAAAGACUUGGAUGACAGCAUGUUUGCUAAAACUUCAACACCAGAAGAAUGGAUUGGACAGGGAGACUACUAUGCUAAACAUCACUUCUGGGAGGUAGCAGCCAAAUGUUACCAAAAGGGAGGAGCAACUGAGAAGUCCAAACUGGCGCUGGCGCACGAUGCUGUUCUCAAAGUGCACACCAAGAAAAGCAGCCCCAGGGAAAAACAGAUGGAAUAUAUGACACUGGCUAAAACUUACUUGGAAUGUGGAGAACCAAAACUAUCACUAAAAUGUCUGUUUCAAUCAAAGGAGUUCUGGCUUUGCGCAGAGCUGUGUAAAAAGUUGGGAAAGGUGAAAGAUGCUGCAGUUUACUAUCAGAAAAGCCAGUGCUAUAAAGAAGCAUCGGAAUGUUAUGAACAAAUUGAGGAGUUUGAUCUGGCUGUUAAAAUGUAUUGUCAGGAAGAACUCUAUGAAGAAGCAGCAAAGGCAGUUGAAAGGUAUGAAGAGAUGUUAAAUACGAAAGGACAAAUGGGUUCCAAACUCUCGUGUACAGCGAAUCAAUUGUAUUUGGAAGCAGCCGCAAAGUACCUGAGCAUGAACAGAACGGAGGAAAUGAUGCGAGUCCUCUUAAAAGUCGAUAUAGAGGAUCAGCUUGAGUUUCUGAAGUCUCGUGGGUGCUUGCACCAAACUGCAGACUUGCUGAAAAGGGAGGGUCGAGAGGAAGAAGCUGCGAAGCUGAUGAAACAGCAUGGGUUUGCUCUGGAAGCAGCCAACCUCACGGCUAUCAAAGAGUUUCGUGCGUCGUGUUUGCUUGCAGCAGCGCGCGCUGGCUUGUCUCGCAGUUUGGAAUUGGACCUGGCAAACAUGGAGGUCAUCCUCAGAGAAGCCCUGGAGCUCUGCAAACAAACCGAGCAGAAGUCUGGCAUUGCCGAGGCUGUGUUUUUGCAGGGAGUUCUGCAGGGAGACUUUGCGAAGCUGAGCAGUGCAUACUGUCUGUUCCUCUCCCUGAAUCAUUCUGCUGGCGCGGUUGAAGCUCUCUUUGCAUUAUCACGCUGCAGCGCUCCUAGCCAGAAAAUCCUCUUUAUGGCCACAGACGGCUUAAUGGCUCUUCUGAGCUUGGUUAGGGGUUUGAAGAAAGCAGCCACCAAUGCGGAGAAAGAUAUGGUGAAGUCUUGCUUUGCCUAUUUUGGGAUUGUCCCAACAGGUGACACUUGCCAGGUGUCUCAAAAUGAAGCUGAACCCAUUCUCAAGUUUUUGCCAGACAAGCGAAGUCUAAAGGAGAGGAAGACGAAAGGCGAUCUCUCAGUAAGCACAGAGGAGGUAAAAUCAGCUUUGAAGCAGCACCUGUUAAGCAGGCUGUGCUCUAUCACCUACGAGUUACUGAGCAAGCAUUACCCAGAUAUUUGCAGGAAGUUCAUCGUUGGCUUGAGCUGUGAAGAUGAAGCCUGCCAGGAUUACCAUAAGCCCUUGUUGCGUCAUGAAGCAAAGACAGUAUUUGAGUGUAAAAUGUAUCUGGUGGCAAUAAACGGAUUGUUGGUGGAAGCUGCACACACUUUCCCUAAAGAGCUACUGAGCCAGUGGCUGACCUUUGACCGUUUGACCACUGACAAAUAUGCCUCAUGUAAAGCUCUCCUAGACAUGUCUUUUCCAAGUCAUUUUCAUUUGAGAAUACUGUCCGAGAACCCAAAGGCAUGCAAGGAAAUACUGGAAUUCAGCAGUGUUAUUUCUAAACCCUGCAGAGCGGUGUUGAAGGAGUACAUCAUGUUUAAGUUUCGAAAUGAAACCACUGCAGCCAGAAGAGAAUCAACAGACCUGUGGUUAAGUGCCAUGCAAGCUUUCAUCUUAUCUUCAGGAUAUCCUGAGGAAUUUGAGAAGCUUCUUCUUAAGGAGGAGGAUGAUUAUAACAAAGAGCUAACCAUUGCUUUGUCGAAGGCGAAGAACUGCCCAAAGAGUAAAGGCCAAAGAGGAAAGGCCAAAGGAAUAGAGGGGAGGCAUGGUAUGUUGCUACCUGACAAAAAUGCUGAAAAUACAGGACGAACACACUUGUGCUUCAUUCGGCUUCUUGAAAAUUCACUUGAGCAAUUCUAUGUUCAUGAAAACCCAGAAAACUGCAAAAGGGUUUUUUUCCGUUUUAUGAACGUCCUGGUUAAGAAAUGCACAAAGUACCUGAUUCCAAGCAUAGGAAACACGGUGAUGUUGUUGGAAUUCCAGUAUAUUCUCUGUUGUGCUGUCCUGAUGCGUCUCUCCAAGAACACUACGGUCUGCUUUCCAAAGAGUUAUAUUGCUCUGAUUCAUUACUGGGAGUUUCUAUUCAGGAGCAAGGACCGCAGAAGAGACACGUUUUCUAUCAUACAGGACUACAGACCAAAGGACGUGUAUGUAGCCAUACAGAAUUUCAGAUUUCAUCUCUGUUACCUGACAGAGGUUUUGUGUGGAGUUUAUGGGAGGUUCAGCGUCCUUCUGGAUGCUUUCGAGGACCCUGAUUGCGUAACUUCAGGGGAGGCUGAACGAGCAUUAGUGCUGGGCUUGGUGAUGCUGCUGAAUGCUGACCAGGUGCAGAAUUCCAAGUCGAGAUCCCUCGUAUGCCAGUGCUUUCCUGAAAUCAGGGCGAUGCUGCAAUCAAUGAGAAAAGAGUCUCCCUCUAAAGUGCCUGAAAGGUUGCUGAGGGUUGUGGAGCAAGUGAGUGGUGCUACGCAUCUAAGAGAAAUUGUCACAGGCCUGCAGGAGCUGCUGUUCAUGCGGGACGCUGAGUACUUGGUUGACUGCCGAUGGAGGUGGGACUCUGCAUAUACCCAGGGCCAUCCACCCAUCCGGGGCAUCCUGUAUGAAAGUAUAAACCCCAACAGGUUUAUGAUCUCUUUGGAUAAGGUGGAAUACUCUGAGGAGCUCGAAAGGGAGCUCGAAAGGGUUCAUUGCUUAGAGGACCAGAAGGAUCCCCUGGAAGUCAUCGCGCUCAGCAAGCAGCAGAAGCAACAGCAGAAAGCAUCUGCUCAGCGCCAGCUGCGUCGUAUCUUCCACUUUGUUUCCCUGUGCAUAAAGUGGAAGAGGAAGGCCUGCUCCAGAGCCGAGCCUGUUGCAAUGGCAAGAGAGGAGGAAUUUCUGUCUGAGAUCUUCAAAAAAGCAGAUAUUGACCAAACUCAGUGUGAUCUCUGUGGAGUCAGGUUUAUCCAGAGCUCUGAAAACUAUUUCAGCCGGGCAGAAAACAUGGAGGCUGACCCUUAUGAAGAUGAGACACCAGCAGACAUCAGCGAGGAGGAGAAGCUGCUUGUGGAAGGAAAUGUGGUUUCAGUGGCCAGCGAGGCUUAUGUGGAGCACAGGAACACAGACGAGCACAGAAAUAAUAACGCUGCCUACCAAUACUAUGCAGACUUUUUCAGAAGAAAGAUAGAUCCAAUAAUAUAUGAUGGACUGGAGGUAGUGGAGGCCAUCACAGAAAAGACUUACACCCACAAUCAUUUAGCAUAUAAAGAGGGUUCCAACUUACGCCAGAGAAAAGUCAAAGAGAACAUCAAGAAGAUUUCAGAUGCAGUAGAGGAGAUCUAUGAAAGAAAAGCCUGGGCUAAAGCUGAAGAAAUCAUAACCAAACACACCACCAAACUGGUUGCCACCAUUGAUGAGGCUCGUAAGUGGCUGAAGAAAAUAGAUUCUCAUAGGAUAAAAGAAGAAGGCUCAGAGCAUGAUCAAGACUUGGAAAAUCAGGUGGAAGACGAAAGCAUGGUUUUUGAAGAACUUUUCUAUAAAAAACCCUCAAGAAGAAAAGGAAGAUGUGGGAGGCUGUAA